Messenger RNA from Letharia columbiana, 1146 nucleotides. RefSeq lists its product as uncharacterized. The transcript is spliced from 2 exons. Lineage: Eukaryota; Fungi; Ascomycota; Lecanoromycetes; Lecanorales; Parmeliaceae. Bases 1 to 1146 code for a protein of 381 amino acids. The record is from RefSeq and is a predicted model, not a curated record.
AUGCCGAAUCAGUCACGUCCGACAUUCGAUUUUUGUCGUACUUAUGACGGUUCAGAACCAGCCUCCCGUUGGCUGAAGCGUCUUGAGUUUGAGUUGCGAGGAGAUUCUCGGAGUGGAAUCAUUGCCCCGGAGCACUAUUUGAGCUCUGUGGAUCUACUUCUUAUGGGGGACGCAGCCGAUUGGGCAGAGUCUUCACCAGAAAUCAGUACGCUUUUCGCCGGAUCUCAUACCAGCGAGUCAUUGGAUCGAUUCCUCUCGCUCUUCAAAGAGCGCUUUCCUACCAAGUCUAUCGAGACAAUUCCGACUACCUUUUCGGAAGAACUCGAAGGCUUACAUCAGAACACCGAGGAGUCACUCACUUCGUACUAUCAGCGUACGAUACAAAUCACAUAUCGUUUCGGGGCCCGUGAUCGUCUUCCCGGAGGCCCACCCCUAUCAAUCCUCGAGUCGUCAAUACUGGACUUGAUCUACAGUGCGUUUCUCAAAGGUUUACAAGAUCUCGAGCUCCGGCGUAAGGCCAUUCGGGGGACUGUUACUGGGAUAUCUCUACACUCGGCAUUUGUGUCUAUGGAACAGGCACACAAAUCACGAUUGGUUAUCAGGAAGAUCGAGUACGAGGAGGUUCAGUCACGAGAGGCCAUAUUCUACAAGGACGUCGUGAAGAGAAAUAUGUCUACAACUCAGCUGGAAUCCAUUGACGCCUUUUACGGUAGUGGAAGCUCAGCAACUCAAUGGCUACAACACUAUAACACCAAGCUAUCCGAUCACGUGUAUACACCAAAGCAGUAUCUUACCUGGCUUCAAGUACUUCUUGCAGGUGACGCCGAAGCUUGGGCCAAGACCUAUCCAGAUAUAGCACACUUGCUAGAAAGCACACCGACCCAGCAAACUGUUGUCAGCUUUACGAGCCUCUUCUGUACACGAUUCCAAUCCUUAGAGGAGCAGUCAGUCAUAGCAAAGCCUGUCGUACCAGAGCAGCCUGUCGUACCAGAGCAGCCUACCUUACCAGAGCAGCCUACUCCACAGCUACCAGAGCAGCCUACCCUACAGCUACCAGAGCAGCCCGUCAUACCACAGUCAGCUCCAUCAGUACCAGAGCAGCCUACUCCACAGCUACCAGAGCCUGCUCCAGAGCUACCACAGUAG